Trichomonas vaginalis G3 is the source of this 1452-nucleotide messenger RNA. RefSeq names its product keratin-associated protein family. The coding region runs from base 1 to 1452 and encodes 483 amino acids. The transcript has a single exon. The record is from RefSeq and is a predicted model, not a curated record. Lineage: Eukaryota; Parabasalia; Trichomonadida; Trichomonadidae.
AUGUCGAAAGAAACAGCGUCUAUGAGAGAAAUACAACACAACCGACAACUCAUUAUACAAGCUCUAAAUAAGAACACAACAAACUUUUCAAACUAUUCUAAGAUAUCUGAGUCAUUGAAAGAAGGAAACUUAAAACUGACAAUGAACCCAAUGACAGAUGAGUUUCUGUUUCAAGACAAUAAGAACCAUACUGUCUGUAUAAAUCCAACAAAAGGAACUUUAAACGAGAAACCUAUAAAAGAACUUCUUUUGAAAGCAGAUGUUGACAACAAAGCUGACAAAGAGUAUGUCAUUGAAAAAGUUCAAGAAGAACAUGACAGAGCAGAUGCAACAUAUGCAACAAAAGAACAUACUCAUCCUGAACUAGCAGACAAAACAUAUGUUGACAAUAAAAUGUCAAGUGAAGUGACAAGAGCUGAAAACGAAUAUUCUAAAAAGACUCAUACACAUACCAUUGCAAAUAUUACAAACUUACAAGAAACCUUAAACAGGAAAAGUGACGUUGGACAUACACAUACCAUUGCAAAUAUUACAAACUUAAACGUUAGCCUUGAAAAGAAAGCAGAUAAAACUUAUGUCAACAGUGAGUUAGAGGAGAAAGUAGAUAGGGGUUGUAUGGCUAGUGCGUUAGUGAAGAAGGCAGAUAAGGAAUAUGUGGAUGAAAAAGACAAUGAAAUUAAAGAAAGGGUUGAAUUGUACCAUGAACGGACAACAAAGAUUUUAAAAACUAAAGCUGAUACAGGAUGGGUUUCAGGAUGUUUAGACCUUAAAGCGGAUAAGAACCAUACACAUACAAGUUUUACAACUUUUACAGCAGACGACAUAGUAUUGAACUUUGACCUUGGUUCAAGUGCACCUUCAGAGAAUCCGAGUACAAGCGUAAAAGAUACUCUUAACAAUUUAGAUAACAGUUGCAGGAACAUUGAAGAGCAUGCCAGAAACUUUGAAGCAUAUGAACUACCAACAAUGUUAGAUAAGAAAGCUGACAAAACAGAGCUUCAAACAUUAAAGACAGAAAUACUUCAAACAGUAUAUCCUAUAGGUUCUAUUUAUACGUCAAUGAACUCUACCAGACCAGAAGUAGUACUUGGUUUUGGAACUUGGACUCAAAUAGUCGACAGGUUUUUGUAUUGUGCAAACUCUUCAAAGGAAACAGGUGGAAGUAAAACGAUUUCAGGUGAAAACUUACCUGCACACAGUCACUACAUAGAUUUAAGUACAUCUCAAGCAGGUUGGCAUAAGCAUAGAUUUUGGGAUUGGUCAGCAAUGACAAAAGGUAAAGGAUAUGAUGUUAAAGACAACGUUCAGUUUGCUAUAAAUUGUUUCUGGGGUAACACACAGGGAGAAGGAAACCAUACACAUCGCGUUUCAGGGUAUACGCAAACAACGGGACAAAGUAAAGACUACAUGCCACCUUACAUGACAGUUUACGCAUGGUAUAGAAAUGCUUAG